Molecule: messenger RNA, 2046 nt
Organism: Tigriopus californicus
Lineage: Eukaryota; Metazoa; Arthropoda; Copepoda; Harpacticoida; Harpacticidae
Product: UDP-N-acetylglucosamine transporter-like
Exons: 6
Coding region: 737-1954 (405 amino acids)
Biological process (GO): pyrimidine nucleotide-sugar transmembrane transport
Cellular component (GO): Golgi membrane
Molecular function (GO): pyrimidine nucleotide-sugar transmembrane transporter activity
Source: RefSeq, a predicted model, not a curated record
UUGGACGUUGGGACGAGAAGGAGGGAUUUCAGGCCGUGAAUCAAACCAGGCCUUGAAGGGCUGAUGACAGUUUUCUCAGAAAUGACAGAUAUAGUUGACUUGGAAUCUGUCCUGGAGAGAAACACUCGCCCUCUUGUGUCGUGAAGGCUAAAUGUUUGUUCAAACAGAUGUAGUCGUCAUCGUCACAUUUUUAGUUUAACGUCGUUGUAGUCUUGUCGAGUAGAGUCUGACUUAAAGCUCUAUCAUGACUGAGUCAAUUAAACCGCAUAGAAUGGUGUUAUCGCACGAGAAUGACAAUCUCCUGCUUGUUCAAGCAUGUCUCCAGACGAUUAUACUGGGCCUGUCCACCCUGGACGUCGGCUUUGUUUACGGCUUUCUUGGAAUCGGUUGUUGCCGUCGACUCGUUCACAUGAGAAAGUCUCAUGAACAUCUAUCCCUGACUCCUUUAGUCUCUACCGUCCCACCGCCAGAAAGUUGAGGCCUACUUGUCUAGGAAGUAAACAGUGGCUAAGAUAUGGGUUAUCUUCGACCAUGAUUUGAAACGCCACCGUUUAUCUACGCUGGAAUAGGGGUCGUCAGGUGAGCACCAACCCCUUUUCCGCCCAACUGUCGGGAACUAUUUGGCGUAGUAACAAAUCGAAAAGAUGGACAAGCGCGCUGGUCAACUCGAUCGGCGCACUCUAGUGGUAAUGAGUCAGUCAAGAUCUGGAUUGUCCUACAAUCACAACCAAUUAUUAUGGGCUACACAUAUCUGUUGCUUCAAAUGGGUCCGGAUCGGGAGCAUCCUUCCCCCGGGAAUAAAGCUCCUGAAGAAUCUUUGAGUCACAAGGAGAUAAAUAAGCCUUGGGAGACGGGAUCUUGUGUUUGGUUUAGGAUGGUGGCUCACCGGGUGUCACAUUCUUCAGUGUUCAAAUACUUGCUAUUGCUGACCCUCACUUUGAACACUUCGUUUACGGUUCUACUAUUGAGAGCGUCCAAGUUUUCGGUGGGAAAUGAUGGGCGAAUCUACCAGAGUUCCACAGCCAUCUUCAUGGCUGAAGCUGUCAAAUUUCUCACCUGUUUCUCCGUUCUGACUUGGAAAGAGGGUUUGAUGCCCAGUUUCUGGCACUUCUACUCCGAGGUAAUCCUCAAGUGGCGGGAAACGGCCAAACUGCUUAUCCCCGCAUCUUUAUACAUGGUCCAGAACAAUUUACUCUUCAUCGCCGUCCAAUAUGUUGACCCAGCCACCUACCAGAUCACCUAUCAAAUGAAGAUCCUCACCACAGCUCUGUGUAUGGCAUGCAUGCUCAAAAAGCGUCUCAGAGGCAACCAAUGGAUUGCCCUCGUCAUUCUCACCCUGGGCGUGGCUUUGGUGCAAUUAGAGAAUCUCCAUGGUGGAAAAAGUUCACCCUCAUUGAACCUGGAGUCUUCUGGCGUGGACAACAAUGCCGGAACCGUAUACGGUCUGAUUUUCAUUGGCAUCGCUUGCUUCUCAUCCGGAAUAUCCGGCGUCUACUACGAGAAACUUGUCAAGACUGGCGCUCAACAAUCCGUCAUCACAAGAAACUUACAACUGACAUUCCUGUCUCUUCCGCUCACUUUUUUGGCUGUGUUUGCGUCUCAAGACACUCGUUCCGACAUCAAAGAAUUCGGAUUCUUCCAAGGGUACGGUCCCUUGACUUGGAUUGUGAUACUUUUUCAGGCUCUAGGUGGGUUGUUGGUGGCCGUGGUGGUCAAAUACACGGAUAACAUUCUCAAGGGCUUCGCCACCUCGGUUUCCAUCGUGAUUUGCACCGUGUUCUCUCUUUUGACGGAGGACAACAUGACGGUGGGACCCAAGUUUCUCAUUGGAACCACGCUGGUCAUUUCAUCCUCGAUCAUGUACAACGCAGCUGGAAUGGCGGCCGCCGAGGCUGAAAACUCGCCAAAGCUUCUUCCUUUCAGUCAGAAUAGAGAGCCGCCCAACGGACAUUGAUUCGAUCGCGCAACCUCGAUUUCAUCGUGCCAUAAAUGUUAAAAAUGUCAUCAAAAAUCCCGCAAUUGCUUAGAAUACUAAAACGAAUGAAA